This is a messenger RNA of Juglans microcarpa x Juglans regia, 3266 nucleotides long. RefSeq names its product leucine-rich repeat receptor-like protein kinase TDR. Gene Ontology annotation, biological process: protein phosphorylation. Gene Ontology annotation, molecular function: protein binding; ATP binding; protein kinase activity. The record is from RefSeq and is a predicted model, not a curated record. NCBI's taxonomy places the organism in Eukaryota, Viridiplantae, Streptophyta, Magnoliopsida, Fagales, Juglandaceae.
CUCCAAAAAAGUAGCUCUCUCUGCCCGUCGUCAUCAAAACCCUCCCUCCCUUAAAUUUAGUAAUUUACCCUCCGGUACCUCUCAACCCCUACCCCUCACCACAACACACACCCACAGCCAUGAAACUUUCUUCCCUUCCUUUUCUUCUUCUUCUUCUUGCUGAUCUUCUUCUCUCCCUCGUUUAUUCUGCUCCCGCGUCUGCCGUUCCUCCCCAACUCUUGUCUCUUCUCUCUCUCAAAUCCUCCCUCAAAGACCCACUCUCCACCUUCCAUGACUGGGACCCGACCUCCUCCGUUAAUCCUAGUCCCGAAGGUGACGUCCCAGUUUGGUGUUCUUGGUCAGGCAUCAAAUGCCAGCCCAAAACCGCACAAAUCACCACCCUAGACCUCUCUCAUCGCAAUCUCUCCGGUAUAAUUCCGCCAGAUAUCCGGUACCUGUCACGCUUAAUCAACCUGAACCUGAGCGGUAACAACUUCGAUGGACCUCUCCAACCAGCCAUUUUCGAGCUACCGGAACUCCGGACCCUAGAUAUCAGCCACAACUACUUCAAUUCAACGUUUCCACCUGGAAUUUCCAGGCUCAAGUUCUUGCACAUCUUCAACGCGUACAGUAACAGCUUCACUGGCUCACUUCCACCUGACCUCGUCCACCUCCGCUUCCUCGAGCAGCUUAACCUCAGCGGAAGCUACUUCAAUGGUAGCAUUCCACCAAGCUAUGGGAGUUUCCCGAGGCUUAAGUUUCUCUACCUGGCCGGGAACUAUUUGGAUGGUCCCUUACCACCACAGUUAGGCUACUUGACACAGCUCGAGCACAUGGAGAUCGGUUACAACGCGUUCGAAGGCGGAGUACCCGUCGAAUUCUCAAUGCUAUCAAAUCUCAGGUACUUGGACAUUUCUAACGCCACUCUCUCUGGCACACUUGCACCCGAGCUCGGGAAACUGACAAAGCUCGAGAGCUUGCUACUCUACAAGAACCAGAUUUCAGGCACAAUCCCGGCGAGUUUCGGAAAUUUCAAAGCACUCAGGACUCUGGAAUUGUCCGAUAACCGUCUUUCGGGCACGAUUCCCUCAGAACUGGUUAGCUUGGAGGGACUCGUCGAGAUAAGACUAAUGGACAACAACCUAAGCGGCGAAAUACCGGAAAAGAUCGGCGAAUUGCCGAACCUCAACUCGCUACUCCUAUGGAACAAUUCGCUAAACGGUACCAUUCCUAAAAAACUUGGGUCCAACGGCAACUUGCAGCAGCUCGACCUGUCGUCGAACUCUCUCACCGGUCCAAUCCCACCGAACCUUUGCCUGGGAAACAAGUUAUUCAAGCUCAUUCUCUUCUCCAACAGGCUCGUCGAUCAGCUCCCGAGAUCGUUAACAAACUGCACCUCUUUGUUUAGGUUUCGGAUCCAAAACAACCUGCUCAACGGCUCCAUUCCUUACGGUCUCGGCUCUUUGCCCAACCUAACCUUCGUGGACAUAAGCGCGAACAAUUUCACCGGCCCAAUCCCGGAAGAUCUAGGCAAUGCCGAGAAAUUGCAGCAAUUGAACAUCUCACAAAACCAUUUCGACGCUGUUCUGCCUGACAAUAUCUGGGACGCCACGAACAUGCAGAUCUUUUCCGCCAGUUCAGCGAAGCUCAUCGGUAAAAUUCCGGACUUCAUCGGCUGCAAAAGCUUGUCAAAGAUCGAGCUCCAAGGAAACUCCCUUAACGGUUCCAUUCCCUGGGAUAUCGGUCAUUGCGACCGGCUUCUGUGUUUGAAUCUAAGCCGUAAUUCACUCACCGGAAAUCCCUGGGAGAUUUCCAUCCUCCCGUCGGUAGCGGACGUCGACCUCUCACGUAAUUUCCUCACGGGGACCAUCCCCUCCAAUUUCGGAAACUGCACCACAUUGGAAAGCUUCAACGUAUCCUACAAUAUGCUGACCGGACCGAUACCGUCGACGGGUUUGAUAUUCCCGAGCCUCCAUCCGUCCUCGUUUUUAGGGAACGAGGGUCUCUGUGGAGGGCCAUUGGCGAGGCCCUGUGCGACCGACACGUCGUCAGAGGGUCGGGUUGAGGAGGCUAACAAACAACAGCCCAAGCGGACGGCUGGCCCAGCCGUUAUUUGGAUAAUCGCGUUGGCAUUUGGAAUUGGCCUGUUCGUAAUUGCCGCCGGAACUCGGUGUUUUCGCACCAAUUACAGCCGUCGAUUUGGCGACGAGCGUGAGAUAGGACCGUGGAGGUUGACGGCGUUCCAGAGGUUGAACUUCACGGCGGAGGACGUGGUCGAGUGUUUGACGAACACGGAUAAGAUCUUAGGGAUGGGUUCGACGGGGACGGUUUACAAGGCGGAAAUGCCAGGUGGAGAGAUCAUAGCGGUGAAGAAGCUGUGGGGGAAACACAAGGACAACGUGAGGAGGAGCAGACUAGGUGUGUUGGCUGAGGUGGAGGUGCUGGGGAACGUGCGGCACAGGAACAUAGUGAGAUUGUUAGGGUGCUGCAGCAACAGGGAGUGCACCAUGCUGCUCUACGAGUACAUGCCCAACGGCAAUCUCGACGAUCUCUUGCACUCCAAUACUAAGGUCGUUACCGACUGGGUUACCCGUUACAAUAUCGCGCUUGGGGUGGCUCAGGGAAUUUGCUACCUUCACCACGACUGUGACCCGGUCAUCGUGCACCGCGAUCUCAAGCCCAGCAAUAUUUUGCUGGACGGUAAGAUGGAGGCCAGGGUGGCCGAUUUUGGGGUCGCUAAGUUGAUCCAGAGCGAUGAGUCCAUGUCGGUGAUUGCCGGCUCCUACGGCUACAUUGCGCCAGAAUAUGCAUAUACCUUGCAAGUAGAUGAAAAGAGCGAUAUAUAUAGUUAUGGGGUGGUGUUGAUGGAAAUUUUGAGCGGUAAAAGAUCGGUGGACGCUGAAUUUGGGGAUGGUAAUAGCAUUGUGGAUUGGGUGAGGUCUAAGCUAAAGACUAAGGACGGUGUCAAAGACAUAUUGGACAAAAAUGCCGGCGCCUCAUGCGCAUCUGUCCGGGAGGAGAUGAUGCAAAUGCUUAAAAUCGCGCUACUUUGCACUAGUCGAAACCCGGCCGACCGACCCUGCAUGAGGGAUGUCGUGUUGAUGCUGCAAGAAGCUAUGCCCAAGAGGAAGUUUCUCGAGAGCAUGCGUAAUGUUAAUGUUAGUUGUGGUGGCGGUGAUAUCCCUUUGGCACAAAAACCAGUCUUGGAUUAACUGUUAAUAUGAUUAAUUUUACUUGGAUUUUAUUUUUUACUUUUUAACUUUUCAAAUUGCGGGGAGAUUGGUAUA